AUGUCACGUCAACGAGAAAAUUCGCAUAAUUUUACACAAGAUCCGUUGGAUGUUUCGAGCAGUCCGGAGAGAGAGGUUAGUAUUUUUUAUGAAAAAUAAAAUUUGUGAAUCGAUUCUUGAAAAUAUUUGUUGCACUUUUGUGAAAAUCAAUUUCAGGAAUUUUUACUUGUAUUAAAAAGUCAAAAGUUUUUUUUGGAAAUUAUUUUCUGAACUUCACUUUUUUCUAGAAAAAAAUGACUGAAUACACACUUGGCGAGAGAGUGUCUCAAAACUUUGAAAAUUUUUUCAGAAUAAAAAUUGUGCAGCGUGAAAUGUUGAAUUUUUUUGAAUAUUCUCAUCAAAAUCCGCUGAAAAUCAAUGAAUUCUUCACUUUUUCGUGAAAAAAUGUGCAGUGAAAUGAAAAAAAAUUUUGAAAAAAUUUUUCCCGCAAAUAAAUUUUCAAUUUUAAAUUGAGCCAACCGGAACUGAUUUUCAAAAUAUUUUCAAAACUUUUUCUAAAAAUUUGCUUUAAAUUAGAGCAUUCGAGGUGAUACGAUUUCUAUAAAUGUCUUUCUGUAACAAAAAAAACAUUUCAUAUGUAAAUUUCACACGAGUUUCUUGUUUCUAACCUGCUGAUUCGAACCCUCCCCCCUUCCCCAUUUUUUCAAAAAAAUUUUCCAGUAUUCAAAAACUGAUGAUGAAGAAGAUGAAAAACGCGACACAAUGACGAAUCUCGAGCGAAUCAAGCCAUUCAACGAAAAAAAGAAAAUAGUUUCAAUUGCACCACCGAAACCAGCAAGAACCGAAUCACAAAUUGUGAGUUUACUGUUUGUUUACAUUUUUUGUUCACGAGUUUAUUGAUCGACGGAUUACCCUUUUAUAUUUUUUGUUGCAGUUACUCACAAGGCCAACAGCUGAUAGUAUGGUUAGCGACAAUGAAAAUACACCAUUAUUGCACCCUAGCAGGUAGGGAUUUUUUGAAAUUUGACAGCCAGGUGUUUCUGAGACCACCCACGACGCGUGAACUUUGAACUGAAUGUUCUCGGUCUUCAGAUUUUUGAACUCAACAAUUUUAAAACUACAUAAUUUUCUAGAAUUUUUAUUUCCAGUUCUCUUCCAACAGUUGUAGGAUACGAUGAAUUGAUCGAAGAUUAUCCAGGACCUUCGAACACGACGCGAUCUGAGGUUUGUUAUCAAAUUAUUUUAUCAAUUUGUUUAUAGAUCACAGAUCAAAUUUAAACAUUUUUCCUUUUUUUUCAGAUUGGUAGAAAUGAACUCAAAAAGAAACGACGAAAGCGAUCACGGUACAAUACAAUUAGCUCCACAAAUAGACAAAGAAAACCAAGGUUUGUUGGAUUUUUUGGAGGGAAAUGGGAGGGGAAUUCGUGGAACUUCUAAUUGAACAAAAAAAACGUAAAUUUUUUCUUGGUGUUCCCGAAAAUUGAAACAAUUGAUUUGACAUUUUCCUAAUUUUUAUUUUAAAAAAAGUUGCAUAAAUGUCAACCCAAAAAUUCAACUGCGAUAAUUUUUCACAAUCAAUUCAGGAUUCUGAAAAUUUUAAUAUUUUUAUUUGAUAUUUUUUCUAUGUAAUUUCAUCAUCAUCCAUAGGUUUUUCUGAAUUAUCGAUCUUUGUUUUCGAGGAAGAGGGGAGGUUUUUAUGGGAUGUGAUCAUGGGCCAACAUUUUCAAAUGAUUCAUUCAUAUUCCCUGUUUUCGUUCCUACUUGUGAGCCUUCUUUUCUUUGAAUUUUUAUAGAAAACUGUAUUUUGAUACAUUUUUUCCCAGUUUUGAAUAAUUCCAAACCUUUCAAACCCUCCUCAUACCUCAGCCUUCCCAAGUUCAAGAUAUUUUCAGCUCUUUUUAUUUUGUCCAGUUCUGAAACCCUUACUUGAAUUCUGAUUUUCAUUACAGUAAAUGAUCUUAAAUUAAGAAACUAGAUGUUGAUAAUGUUCAAGGGAGUCUCAAAAGCUCCAUAGUUCAAGGAUGAUUUUUCCCUGUUUUUUCCAAUGGAUUUCAUAAUAGGGUUUUCUGAUAUUUCGAUUUCAAAUAUUUUUUUUUGUUUUUGAGGAAAGAGGAGGUUUUUAUGAUAUGUAUGUGAUUAUGGGCCAACCCCUUUUAAUUGAUUUUUUAUUCGAGGACAAAAUGAUUCAUUCACAUCGCUUGUUUCCAUCGGGUGUUGUGAGCGGUUCAUUUUCUGGAAAUAAUUUUUUUCAUAAAUUUUUUUAUCAAGGCUUCAAGAUUUUUCUAGAUGUCUAGCUGCCUUAAUUUCUCUGAUUCUCUAACUUCCAUCAUCUUGUGUAAUCUCUAGAUGUCUACUUUUAUCAAAUCUCUGACGUCUGAUUCUCAAUAAUCCAUCCUAGCUCUCUAAUUACAUCUAGCUGUCUAACCUUUCCUGGCUGUCUGAUUCUUUAACUCUCUCUCUCUCUCUUACAAAACUGUAACUUACAACUGAUCUCUAACCAGCUCUAGCUGUCUAAUCUCUAACUUCUUCUCUCAAAAACUCAUAAGAUCCCAUUAUUAUUUCUCAUUGAUUUUUAUGUUUCUUAUAAAAACAUAAAUGUUUCCAAUGAUUCAUAAUAUUUUUCACAACCAAUUCAAAAUUUCCCCCGUUUUUUGAAUUAUUUUUUUGCAAAAUUUGUUCUUUGAGUCCAAUAUUUCAAUUGUGAAUAUGAUUUUCUGAAUAAAAAAACCCAUUAAAAAUAAAGAUUUUAUUGGAAAAACGGGGGGGCGUCUCGUGAUAAUUAUUAUUCCAAUGAUUUUUCAUUUUUUCUAGAAUAACAGUUUGUGUUUACAUUUUUGCUGUGGCUCUUUUCAAAAAAAUAGUAUUGUUAAUUGAUAUACGCAGAGAUAAUAAGUAGCACACAAAGAAAAAAGUUCAUGCUGCGUAAAAAAAACAUUUCUUAUUGUACAUAAACAUAAAUAUACGUAGAUUUACGUCACAGGCAGCGCUUAGGCUUUUGGGCCGCCCUAGGGCCAUUGUCAUUUAAAAUCAGUUCCAAUUUUUUCGAUUUAUAUGUAGUAUAUCCUCUCAUUUUCACUCUCUCUCUCCUUUUUUUGAAACAAUAUAAUCCUCCAAACUUUCUCUUUUCUCUUCCAAGACUAAUAAAAUAAUUGCCUCUUACUUCUUCCUUUUGUGAUUUUCUCCCCUGUCUAAGACAAGAAGAAGAAAAAAUGAAGAAUGAACAAGUAGUAAUGAUAAAUGAUUGCAUGUUCAAAGUUUUUCAAAUCAUUUUGACACCUUUUCUCCUUUUUUUCUUGUUGUCAUUGAUUGUUUUGGUUAGAAGUGAACCUUGGAAAAACUUUUUAAAUUUUUUUUGGAAAGCUCUGAUUUUCUGAAAUUUAUUAUUUUCCUGUCCUGAAAAAUUAGUAACCAGAAUAUGAUUUUUUUGGGAUAUCGGGUCCAUAGUUCGGUAAAAAAAUAUUUUAAAGAAUUAAGAAUUUUAAGGCUCUCUUAAGGAUACAAAACCAUUUUUUUUUUCAAAAAAAAUUCAGUGACUUGGGAAAAAUAGAAGGUUGAAUUGACAUCCUGAUCAACCUUUUGUACUUUCGAAUAACGAUUUUCAUGUUCACAAAGUGUUAGGCUAAAUUUUACUUCUACAAUUUACGGUAACCUUUGUUCUUUACCUAUAAAAAAUUCAAAAUUUUCCAAAAAAUCUGAAUUUUUGGUGGCUUCAAAUGUAUGUUUGACAAAAUCCAAAAAAUGAAACCUUUUCAAAUGAAAAGAAAAAGAAAAAAAACUUCAUAAAAUUUUUUGCUCAAAAACUUCUCGAGUCAAUUUUCCCCACAUACAAUUUCAAUCGAUUUUUUUUGAAUUACAUGUUCUUAUAGGUAGAAUAGGUAACCCCAUCACAAUAUUAAUCCUCUUCUGAACCUCCGUGUUUUGUCAAUUUUGUAUGUGUGUUUUGUCAAACACACACACACACAAACAUACACACACACACACACCAACUUUUUUCUUGUUUCCCCUUUUUUUCUUCUCAUCAUUCCCGCGGUUAAAUAAUAUGCAUCAAUAACAACAGAUAUUUUUUUUUCUUUGAAAAAAAAAGAGAGGGCAAUCUGUGUUUUUUCUCUUUCUUGCACCUCUCUUGUUAUCUCUCACUCACUUUUCAUAUGUUGCCAACAAAUAAAUUAGUGUUGUUGUUUUUUUCUAGUCAUGGUCGUAGAAAUAUUAAGUAUAAAACGCAAGGCUCAGUCGAUGCAGAGCCUUUCGAGUGUCAAAUCGGAUUCUAGUGCUAAAUCAAGGUUUGUUGGGGAGCGGGAUAGGGUUGUGAAUUUUUUAUGACAAACUAGUUUCACAAAAUUUUUAAAAUCUUCAUUUUCCAGGCCACUUAUCAUGUCACCAUUUAUGCCAAUCUCAACGCAAAUCUCGGUCGACGCAGCUAUCAAAGAACGAAUCGCACCAAAAUCUCGAUAUGGAAGCACCACUGAAAAAUUGAUGAGCAAAUCAUCAUCGGAAGAAAGUGCAUCGGAUGAAGAUGAAGAGGAAAGUGGAAGCGAAGUUAGUCAUUCUUCUUCACAAAUUUCGGUGAGUUUGAAUGAUCUUAGACGUCUAGGUCAAUCAUAUAUCAUAUAUCUUCCAGAGCGCUUUCAAACUCUACAGAUCAAUGUCAUAUCGUGAAAUCGUUACACUCAUCAUGUUAUGCCUUGCAAAUCUUUGCUCAACUGUUGCUUUCUCCUGCAUUGCUCCGUUUUAUCCAACUGAAGCGAAUGAGAAGAAUUUGACAGAGACUGAAAUUGGAAUUGUUUUUGGUGUUUUUGAGUUUACCAUGUUUAUCGUUUCACCGAUUUUUGGUAAAUAUGUGAGUUUUUUGAGAGAAAUUUUGGGGAAAUACUUUUUUUUUGAAUUUGAAAAAUUGAAUCAGGGUUCCAGGAUGUCAAAACCAAAGAAAAUUUCAAUAAAAAUCAUUUUUUGAGUUUUUGAAAAUUAAAAAAAAACUAGCUGAUCCGAUUUUUUUGAAAGAGCAUCUUCAAAUUAAUACAAGGAUUUUUUCUGGAAGCUUCUAAAAAUUUCGAAGUUCUAAAAAAAAGUGAAACACCGUGGAUUGCAAAUUCAGGUGUACAGUAGUUUGGAGCUGAAAUUUGUGAAUGGUUUUUUUUAACCAGGAGACCAACUUUUGAAAUGAAAUUCAUUCAAAAAAAUCGAUAUUCAUGACAGAUAUCCACAUUACCUUCAAACAAUUCAACACCUCCACGUUUUCAGAUCAUAAAAAUUGGUGCCAAACGUCUCUUCGUCCUUGGUCUCGCAAUAACUGGUAUCACGGCAAUUCUCUUCGGAUUCUUGAAUUUCCUACCAUCGGGAGAAUUGUUCUUCUGGUUCAGUUUUCUCAUCAGAAUCGUUGAAGCCAUCGGUGAUGCUGCUUUUGUCACAUCAAGUUUUGCAAUUUCAGCCAAACUUUUCCCAAAAAAUAUUGCAAUGAUUGUUGUGAGUUUUCUUUUUAGAAAUAUAUAUUUUUUCAUCAAAAAUUUCUCCAGGGACUCUUGGAAACCUUUGCCGGUCUUGGUUAUACAGCUGGACCAGUUAUUGGUGGAUUGUUGUAUGAUUUUGGCGGUUUCCAAGUUCCAUUCCUUGCCCUCGGAAUUGUUUUAUUGGUUGCUACUGGUUUUGGAUUCUAUUUGAUUGAAGAUACAAAAGAUGAAGAUGAAUGUGAUAAUGAUGGAAAAGGAAUGAUGACUAUGCUCAGAAUUGGUGAAAUUUGGAUGCCACUUUUCGGAACUAUUGCAUGCGCGAUUUCACUUUCAUUUUUGGAUCCAACUUUGACUCCACAUCUUGAAGCGGUUAGUAGAAUACUCAUAAGAGAUACAAUUUAUUGAUUUUUUAAAACAUUUCAGUUCAACAUGUCAAACACUGGAAUUGGUUUGAUGUUUUUGCUUUGCGGUGGUGUUUAUACAGCAACAGCUCCGAUUUUCGGAAGCUAUGUGGAUAGCUAUCAUUGCGGAGCAUUGAUGAUGAUGUUCGGAUCGCUUGCCACGAUUUUGUCGAUGGUUUUUAUUGGACCAUCGCCAUUGUUUGGGGACUUGGUUUCGAAGUGGGUUUUCUGAGAUUUUUUGAAGGUUUUGGGUAGAUUUUUAAAUCAGACCAAAGAAUCUACUACUCUCUCAUUUUUGUAUGUUCUUGGUUUUUAAAUUUCCGCUAAACCUCGGCCAGAAUCGUAAUUUCCAAAAUAAAAAAUUGUAUGGUAACUUUUUACAGUAUGAAAACUGUGAAUUUUCCAGCUUUUGACCUCUGAAAAAUCUGAAAUCGUCAAUUGUUUCCCACAAAAAACUGAAAUUCAGAUUAUUUUUCAAAAUUGUACUCUUUUCAGAACCUUAAAAUUCAAGAGAUUUCAUGAACAUCAUCAAGAAUGUUCUAUGAACUUUUGACCGCGUUAAUACAAGUUGAAAAAGUUUAUGAAAUAUUUUUUUGAACCGAUAAAAUCCCCUAACAGUAAGGCUUUCAUUAAUCAAAAGAGGCCAUGAGCAAUCAAAUUUUUUUGCAGAAACCUUGUCGUCAUCGGAGCUUCGUUGGCACUGCUUGGAGUGUCUGCUAGUGCGUUGUAUGUUCCAUGUUUUCAAACAUGUCUUGAUAUUGUCAAGUGAGUUUUUCUAACUUUUGAACUUUUGUCGUAUCAAUUAUGAACUUGUUUCCAGAUCUCGUGGAUUCGAGGACAACUUCCACACCUAUGGAUGUGUCUCUGGUAUCUUCCAAGCUGCAUUUGGUUUUGGGUUAGUCAACAAAUAAUUUUGAAGUUUUGAAACUCUAUUAUUUUUCUUGCAGAUCAUUUGUUGGUCCAACAUUUGGCAGUUUUUUGAUGGAACUUAUCGGAUUCCCUUGGACAACAACCGUCAUUGCCGGCCUUCAUUUCUUCUUGGUAAGUUGAGUGGGAUCAGCUAGACUUAGGCUAAAUCAUUUUUCAGCUCGCCUAUUUCAUCAUCAAUACUCUCGUGGUCAAAUAUCGCCGCUCUUCAGCAUGA
Messenger RNA from Caenorhabditis angaria, 6929 nucleotides. Lineage: Eukaryota; Metazoa; Nematoda; Chromadorea; Rhabditida; Rhabditidae. The record is from the annotation of a GenBank genome assembly.